GGGGACCUACCGGGGCUGAUUCCCCUCCCCCCGCUGCGCUUCCCGGGAUUCCCCUGCCGCUUGCUGAGCUGAGCCGGGAUGGCGGGGGCUGUUUGCUCCUGGGUACCCGCCACAGGUUAGCGAGCCUAGAGCCGGGCAGCGAGCUUGGCGCCCCCCCGCCUGGAAGGACCACCCACCCAGCGGAGCAAGUCAGCUUGCCAAGGUGCAGCCGGGGAGAAGGGGGAGGGGGGUCUGCUACUCCUCCCCAUCCCUAUCAUGAAUCCUCCUGCCGCCCGCCUCGCUCCCUGCUCAGCUGCGGGAGGGAAGCGCAGAGUUGCUGCGUGCGGGGCCAGAGAGCGAAUUACCGCCUGGCUUUCGCCUGGCAAACUGCAUCAAACCGGGGGGGAAUAUUAGCCGCCGCUCUGCGGGCUGAAUGCAAAGGAGCAGCCUAGGGCUCCGGGCUCCCUCCAGCCCCCGCCAGGCAGCAGAGGCGUUUUCGCUGGAGCCUUGGCCCCCAAAGAGGAGCCGGGUGGACCCACUGCAUCUUCUGGAUACUUUCGGGUUUCAUCCGCUGGAAGAAACUGGGCUUUAGAGAAAUCCAACCCGCUGAGGGUGAGAGUCUGACCCUGCCUGGCCCAGGAGCACGGGACGGUGCAGGCAGCUGUGACAAGGAGCCACCCUCGAGAGGGGCAGAUCCUCCCUCCCCCGCGCGUGGGGUCCCCCUGCACGGCUGGGAUGCGGUGACCCAGGUACUAAAGGAACCAGUCUGUCCAGCUUGGCUGGAGCUGGGGGCUCCCUGGCUGCAGCCUUCCUGCUGCUCAAAGGGGCUGGAACUAGGGGGGCUGCCCCCCCCCCGCUUGACGUGGUUUCCAUCACAUCCAGGGUUUACAGUUUGGUUCAACAGCUCUCAGCACCCCCACUGUACAAAUGGUUCCAGCGCCCCAGCUCCUGCUCCUCCUCUGAAGGGAAUGCAGCUGCUCCCCAGCCAUGCUGGGCUACCCUGUGCCAGGUGGAGACGGCCCUGGUAGUUGGAUUUAGAGGGGACCAGGACUUCCUGCAGCGUGAGAGGGGGGCCCGCCCAGCCCUGCCUCCCCACCCCCCUCCCAGCCCACUCAGGAUGCUGGCCGGCUGGAGAGAGCUCUCUGCAGGGAUUGGUGCCACGCUUUGCUGCCUCCUCUUCUUCUGGCUCUUGUAUUCUCAUCCACCUAAGGAAGGGAAGGAGCUGGAGGUGGGGACGUGUGAGAUUACGGCACUGAACAGAGACCUCAGCCACCCCAGGAGGAUGAUCGCCCGGCAGACAGCACGCUGUGCCUGCAGGAGAGGCCAAGUCGCAGGCACAACGAGGACAAAACCUGCCUGUGUGGAUGCUCAGCUCAUUGUCAGUAAGCAGUGGUGCGGGAUGGAGCCCUGUGAUGAAGGGGAACAGUGCACUUUGUUAAUAAAUCAUUCAGGCUGGAGCUGCACUAGACGACUGGGCCGAAUAAAAACCAUCACAGUCUCCUGACAGCAGCAGCUGAAGGCCUGAGCCUGGUGCCUCCACUCCUGGCUGCCGCAGCAGUAUAAAUACCGCCGCCCUGGGGCAAGGGGCCAGCCCCUCUGUCCGCUCCCCGGUCUCCUUGCAGCAGGGCCUGGUAAGACACUGCUCUGCAGCCCAUACGCUGGACACAGAACCGCCUAGGCCGGGAGCCCUGCUCUGUUGCCGGCUGGGAUGAUGUCAAACAGCUGGAAAGACGUGUCGGGUUUACCCCUAUCCAAUGGAUUUCUGGCGUCCGGAGGGGUUUUAACUGAAAUGCAUCUUUCUGCAAACCUUUGCAUUGUGAACAGAGGGAGCAGCCCCUUGGCACCCAGAGGGUUAAAGAGUGGGCAUAUUUGCUGCGGCUGGCUCACUAGGGAGCAGCCCAGGUGAGACCCAAGGAGAGACGGACGCAGACUGAUGUUCAACCACAGCGGAGCUGAGAGUUGGGGAUUUCUGUCCAUCACCUUGAAGCAAACUCUCUCUUAUUGUAUUUCUCCUCCUCUCCCAAUCUGCAGAGACAGAGAGGAUGCAGAGGGGACAGCUCCAGAGAGAAGGUGCUAAGGUCAUCUCAUCUCGACCCCACUGGUUCACCUUCAGCCCUUUCGAGAGUCCCCUGAGGUUGUGGGGCUGUCUGAGCCAAGCCCUCACCCCACACCCAGCAGCACAGGUUCCCCACAGGCUGCUGUGAGUUGUUCCAUAGGGAAACACUGAUUUGAUGAGUUUCUCUUCCCUUUCCAUUUGCAACUUGUCCAUCAGCAGCUCACAAUUUCCCCAGAUUUAUUCAGCAGCUCAGAACAAAUGGCCAAAUUAUUCCUACAAAUAAAUUCUCAGCCUGUC
Molecule: messenger RNA, 2332 nt
Organism: Malaclemys terrapin pileata
Lineage: Eukaryota; Metazoa; Chordata; Testudines; Emydidae
Product: chemokine-like protein TAFA-5
Exons: 4
Coding region: 1097-1483 (128 amino acids)
Source: RefSeq, a predicted model, not a curated record